UUUCAUGCUCAGAAAGAUGCCUACCUUAUUUGAAUUGUUUGGCUUCGUUCUUCUGGUGAUUGAAACCCUCACAGGAAUGGUGGGAAAUGGAUUCAUUGCUAUCAUCAACUGCAUUGACUGGUUUAGAAGCCGAAAACUAUCCCCGGCUGACAUGAUCCUGAGUUGUCUUAGCUUGUUCAGAUUUGCAUUUCAUGCCGUUACGAUACAGGUUGCAAUAUUCAAGCUCUUUUUCGUGGACCCUUUUCUGAUGCUGAAGAUAAACAUUGCAUAUGAUUCCUCAUGGCUAUUUCUUAAUACAUCUAGGCUUUGGUUUGCCGCUUGGCUCAGUGUCUUGUACUGUGUAAAAAUUGCUAACUUCUCCCACCCUGUAUUCCUGCAAAUGAAGCGGAAAUUCCCUGGGUUGGUGCCUUGGCUGCUUCUGGGGACUGUGGUCUUCUCUGCAAUCACCACCACUGUGGCAAUAACAGGCAGUAUCAUUGUGUCUAAAUGUAAUCCUUUUGAAUCACAUCUAAACAAUAGCAGUGACUCAGGAAUCAACACAUCCAAUUCCUGCACAAAAAUCUUCUACGAAACAGUGCGAGCGAUGCCAGCAGAGAAGUUCACCUGA
Messenger RNA from Podarcis raffonei (Aeolian wall lizard), 607 nucleotides. Its product is annotated as taste receptor type 2 member 1-like. Gene Ontology annotation, biological process: G protein-coupled receptor signaling pathway; sensory perception of taste; detection of chemical stimulus involved in sensory perception of bitter taste. The record is from RefSeq and is a predicted model, not a curated record. Gene Ontology annotation, cellular component: membrane. Bases 5 to 607 code for a protein of 200 amino acids. Lineage: Eukaryota; Metazoa; Chordata; Lepidosauria; Squamata; Lacertidae. Gene Ontology annotation, molecular function: G protein-coupled receptor activity; bitter taste receptor activity. The transcript has 3 exons.